AUGUCCGGCAUCCUCGGUUAUCUCUACAAGUUCUUCGUCGGCUACUUCGCCCUGACAGUUGCUCUCUACAUGCUAUCUAUCGUCGUUCCCAAGGCCGCCUUCGGUGCGCGUGUCCUUGCCGCCUAUGUCUGUCUCAUUGCCGCCGCCCUGUACGGCGCCCUCGCCGCCAUACUCUUGCGCCUCAUCGGCAAUCCCGGCAGCUCCCAGUGGGCUACGGCCCGCUUCUUCAAAUGGAUCAUGCUCGUGGCCACCGGUGUCAUCUUCGAGAUCGAGGACCCGAAGAAUAUUCUGGAGACGACACGGCCCGCCGUCUUCAUCGGCAACCACCAGACCGAGCUCGACGUGCUGAUGCUCGGCGCCCUCUUCCCCAAGAACUGCAGCGUCACCGCCAAGUCUUCCCUCAAGAAGACGCCGUUCCUCGGCUGGUUCAUGAGCCUGAGCGGCUCCGUCUUCAUCGACCGCAAGAACUCGAAGGAUGCCCGCGAGGCCAUGGCCGGCGCCGCCAAAGAUAUGCAGGCGCGCAAGCAGAGCGUGUACAUGUUUCCCGAGGGCACGCGCAGCUACGCCAAGGACCCGACGUUGCUGCCCUUCAAGAAGGGCGCAUUCCAUCUCGCCGUCCAGGCCGGCGUCCCCAUUGUGCCCUGCGUCGUUGCCAACUAUAGCCACAUUCUCUGGGUCAAGGGUCUCGUCUUCAACGGCGGGAAAAUACCCGUUAAAGUCCUCGACCCCAUUCCCACCACAGGCCUCACGUCGGCCGAUGUCGACGAGCUGACGAGGUCAACACAGGAGCUCUUCAUGAGGGAGCUCGUCAGCCUGACCGAGAGGGCCCAGGGUCGCAAGAUUGCCAUGCCCGCCGUGAUUGACACGACGAAGACGCUCAAGGCAACCGGCGUCAACACCACCUCCUAG
This is a messenger RNA of Verticillium alfalfae VaMs.102, 909 nucleotides long. Its product is annotated as 1-acyl-sn-glycerol-3-phosphate acyltransferase beta. The transcript is spliced from 2 exons. Gene Ontology annotation, biological process: phosphatidic acid biosynthetic process. The record is from RefSeq and is a predicted model, not a curated record. Lineage: Eukaryota; Fungi; Ascomycota; Sordariomycetes; Glomerellales; Plectosphaerellaceae. Gene Ontology annotation, molecular function: 1-acylglycerol-3-phosphate O-acyltransferase activity. Bases 1 to 909 code for a protein of 302 amino acids. Gene Ontology annotation, cellular component: membrane; endoplasmic reticulum.